Dufourea novaeangliae is the source of this 1635-nucleotide messenger RNA. RefSeq names its product T-box transcription factor TBX20-like. The record is from RefSeq and is a predicted model, not a curated record. Gene Ontology annotation, biological process: positive regulation of DNA-templated transcription; cell fate specification; heart development. Gene Ontology annotation, molecular function: DNA-binding transcription factor activity, RNA polymerase II-specific; RNA polymerase II cis-regulatory region sequence-specific DNA binding. The transcript has 6 exons. Bases 46 to 1635 code for a protein of 529 amino acids. Lineage: Eukaryota; Metazoa; Arthropoda; Insecta; Hymenoptera; Halictidae. Gene Ontology annotation, cellular component: nucleus.
CAGGUUCGGAAAAUUCAUAAUCAAGGUGUCGUCGCGCGAGAAGGGAUGCCUACAAAGGGGGAAAGGGGAAAAGCGACAGACUUCAGCAUCGCGGCCAUCAUGGCGCCCAGGGGUCCGUCCUUCGGGCAUUACCACCUGCAGGGCAUCGGCAACACCGCCGCUACCGCUAAUACCAACUUGGAAUGUCCAACUGGCAGAGGAUUCGUCGUCAACUCUGCUCUCGAUCAUCGGAUGAGGACGUCACCGGUGAAUAUAGUCGCGACCGCGACCGUCGUGACGGAGGAAGCCCUCCUGGCGGACGACGAGGUGGAAAACUGCGAGGGCGAGAGCGAAGGAACGGAGAAGUCCGUCAACGAAGAGGACGAGGAGGUCGACGUGGACGUCGAGGAGUGCAGCAGCGUCGACGACGGACCGAUUCACAACACGCCGGACGAUCUGAGCGUGUCCUCGACGAGAAAGUGCCAGGACGGUCACGGUGAUCACGAGCGGAAACAUCGGUUGCGGACCAGUUGCAACUCGGACGAGCUACGGGACGUUGAGUGUCAUCUCGAGACGAAGGAAUUGUGGGACAAGUUCAACGAUCUUGGCACCGAGAUGAUCAUCACGAAAACGGGCAGACGGAUGUUCCCAACCUGUCGUGUGUCAUUCAGCGGAUUGAAGUCCGAGGGCAGGUACGCGGUGUUGAUGGACAUUGUGCCGGUGGACAAUAAACGGUACCGGUACGCCUACCACAGAAGCUGUUGGCUGGUCGCCGGCAAAGCGGAUCCACCGGCGCCCGCUCGGCUCUACGUGCAUCCGGACUCGCCGUUCACCGGCGACCAGCUACGAAAGCAGGUGGUCUCGUUCGAGAAGGUUAAGCUGACCAACAACGACAUGGACAAGCACGGCCAGAUCGUCCUGAACUCGAUGCACAGAUACCAGCCGAGGAUACACCUGAUACGUUGCCGGCAAACCGACGACAACAAUCUUCACAUCACCGAUCUACAGAAAGAGGAGCACAAAACGUUUAUAUUCCCCGAGGCGAUUUUCACCGCGGUGACCGCCUAUCAGAAUCAGUUGAUAACGAAGCUGAAGAUCGACAGCAACCCGUUCGCCAAAGGUUUCCGGGACUCGUCCAGGCUCACGGAUUUCGAUCGAGAUCCGAUGGAGCUGAUGGAGCAGCAGUUGGUCAGAUGCGGCGUGGCUCCGGUCCGAUUGUACGAGCACCUAGCGAUGUCCUCGCCGGCCGCGGCGGCCGCAGCGGCAGCGGCCGCCGCUGCCGCGUUAGGCGCCCAGCAACAGCAUCCGCAGUCGCAGCAGCAACAGCAACAACAGCAACAGUCGCAGCACGAGAGCGCGCACGCGUUACCACCGUGGAUGACGCCAUCCACGGCCCUCUUGUACGGGACCGUGGGACAGGCCCAUCCGGGGACGAGGGCAGCGACAGGCGCGACGUCGCCGUAUCCGGCGGUGGCGGCCACCGCGCCAUUUCCUUACCCAGCGGCCCUUCCGUGGCCCUGGCAACCCCCACCCGUCGCCAUGAUCUCGCGACGAUCCUCCCCCCCUUCCGCGACCUCCCUCAGGUACACCCCGUACCCGCCACCGGCGAGCACGCCGCCACCGUCGCUCCGAACUCGUCCGAACACCCCCAAUUAG